AUGCCUUCGAACGAUCCCUUUGUCGCCCACCAGCAGGCUGUCGUAGCCGCCUGCGCCCAACACGAGCAAGCCUAUCGCCAAAAUCUUGACUAUAGGCGCUGCAUUCCUUUCGUUAUUCACACCACCAACUACUUUGUCAAGUUUGGGGACUCCUGGUGCUUCACGUCCGAAGCUAUGAUGCAAAAGGAAUUCGCCAUUGUUGCCGAAGGGGAUCCGAACGCGCCGCGCGUGCCCGUAGUCUACCACGUCUUCCAACACGAGCAUCUGACGUACGCCAUUAUAGAAUUCGUCGAGACAGUUCAAGUCUCGGAGGACAUCUUCGUCCACAAGGUAGCCGCGGCCAUCCUCUGGCUGCGUCGCCCUGCCUGGCACAUAAUAUUCAAGAACAAGCAUGCGCCUCUGCUCUUUACGGGCGCUAUGGCCCUAGAACGCUUCUUGAAUAAGGCCGUCUCGAUGUUGCAGCGACGAGAGCCAGGCCUGGCAAAGAUCAGUAUCGCUGGCGAACCGUUGGUGCUCACCCAGUCCGAUAUGGACCAUAGCAAUUUUGCCGUCGAUGCCACGGGGCGACCGAUCAUCUUCGAUUUCGGCCAGAUAGGGUGGCUUCCAGAAUCUCUCGCCAACUUUACGCUGCUCGGGACUUCCAGCUUCGCCGCCGACGUUUCUGUGCACGUGUUCGGCGACGGCCUUGACUCCGUGGCGGCAUCGUCCAAUCUGGCUUCGAUGUGUGCAGUAAGAGUAUGUCUGGGUAUGGGAUCUAGAGCCAACCUUGGCCUAGACAAGGACGGCAACCCGGCAACGUAA
Epithele typhae is the source of this 801-nucleotide messenger RNA. RefSeq lists its product as uncharacterized. The transcript is spliced from 4 exons. The record is from RefSeq and is a predicted model, not a curated record. The coding region runs from base 1 to 801 and encodes 266 amino acids. Lineage: Eukaryota; Fungi; Basidiomycota; Agaricomycetes; Polyporales; Epitheliaceae.